Phaeodactylum tricornutum CCAP 1055/1 is the source of this 826-nucleotide messenger RNA. RefSeq lists its product with no specific name. Bases 125 to 646 code for a protein of 173 amino acids. The record is from RefSeq and is a predicted model, not a curated record. Lineage: Eukaryota; Bacillariophyta; Bacillariophyceae; Surirellales; Neidiaceae. The transcript has a single exon.
CCACGAGUUUUUCCUCAGUCUGCUCCUUACGCAUUUCACAAAUUGCGUCAGUCAGGUCAUUGACUGUCAGAUCCACAACAUUUCCCCACAGGCAGUGAAGAACCAUAUUCUUCUCACUACUACAAUGAGUCCGCGAGAAAGACAAGAUGUAGAGCUGCUCAAGGCAAGCGAGAGCACGGAAUCACUACCUGCCCUUGAAAAGACGCCGAUAAAAACUGUACAAUUUGGUGCGAUUGAAAUUCGCGAAUACAAUCGCAUAGUCGGAGAUCAUCCGGACGUUAAAGUGGGACCACCCGUGAGUUUAGGAUGGGAGUACAAUGUACGGGAACCUGUUGAUAUCAACGAGUAUGAGGCCACCCGUCCGUCUCGGAAAGUCUACUUACGUAUGUCUUCGAUCACUCGAAAGAACAUGCUCCACAAUGUAUUCGGCAUUGAUGAAGAAGAAAUUGCCUCUUCGGAAAAGGAAGUUCAGCGUAUAAAGAAGCAACGUGAAGCAUCCAACAAGCAAAGCAAAACUGGUGAAAAAGUCGAAUCUGCCUUUCAGUCUAUGAAAAGAAAAUUCCGACGGAAGAUAUCGAGUGAGAACCUGUUUCGUGGAAUAGCUUCCGCGUCGGGCAGUAUGAUCGCCGUGGGGAUGCACGCAUAGACGAGACAACAAGGGUUAAAAAUGUACAAAGAUAGACGUAUGCUUUUGUUAUAAUAGAGAUCCUUUAAAAGAUCGUGCUCUAUCCACUAUUUUUUCAUGCGGUACAUGAAUAGCAGCCUUCGCGAUCAUUCCGUUGUUUCAUUCCUGUAAAUAGAAAAAUGAAUGCGGUGGAGUGCUUUC